This is a messenger RNA of Paramuricea clavata, 765 nucleotides long. NCBI's taxonomy places the organism in Eukaryota, Metazoa, Cnidaria, Anthozoa, Malacalcyonacea, Plexauridae. The record is from the annotation of a GenBank genome assembly.
AUGAAGAGUCAUGACCAAGUCAGCGUCGAAGCGAUAAAGCGAAAAAACGAUGAAAUAGACAAGACCUUUAACAUGUUUGCCAUCGCUCACGUUAAUGUCCACAGUCAGCUUGUCGAGCGGAACAAAAUAGAACAAUCAGAACAAUAUUAUAAAGACGGAUAUGAUGAAAUAGAGCUAUUGUACAAGAGAGUAAACCUGUGGAUCGAGGACAUGGAGGAAAGGACUAGACUUCAAGUUGAAGACGAAGUAAAUCCUGAAGAUUCUGUCAGCCAGAGAAGCGCUACAGGAUGAUCAACAACAAGUGACCUGUCCAAACACUCAACAAGUAACCUGUCCAAACACUCAACAUCCAGCUCAACUAAGCUACGGUUGGUUGAAGAAACAGCUAAUGGGAAAGCGCUCAAAGCUAAACUCGAACUACUAGGGAAAAAACAAGCUUUAGCCGAAAGACGACUCGAGCUACAGAAAACAAGAGACGAGGAGAACAUUUGCCUACUGCAGGCCGAAGAACGAUUGACAGUUAAAUCUGAACUGGCUGAAUGUUAUGCAAGAGAGAAAGUAUUUGCUGAAGCCGAAGCAGCAGAACGUGGGGCGUCUUUGAAUAUUAAAGAACCAUUGUCAAGGGCAAAGUCGACUUCAAUGAAGCAUGAACAAUCAAUGUUGGGGGCGUCAAACAAUCUCAAAUCGGACAAUAGACCAUAUGAAGACAAUAGCGAAGUAUUGUAUGAAACAAAACGGCAAUUAAUUAACGUAACUGUGAAAUAA